CCUCAGUAGCGGCGGCAGCUCGCUGCGUGAGGUUGAGCCCGUCCGCCGGUGCGGUGUCGUGCGGUUCCCUGCCCCAACAUGCGUCUCUCCUCGCGGACAUGGGACUCAUCCGCUCCGGGUGGAAACUAACCGCCGGCUCCGCCGCUGCUCCCGUCCGCGUUCUGGUCUCCGUCAGCCGGGGAAACCCUGCAGCGGGAGUCUGAGCACCCCCCCUCAUUUUUUUUCCUUUUUUAAAUCACCCCUUGAAUUGAUUUUGCUGUCGCCUCCUUUAUGGACCCCAGAAGCUCGGAGUGACGCUGCCCGUACUUUGCGUUCACACGGCUGAAGAUGGAGACAGUGAUGGAGAGGGAGUGCAGCGCGCUGGGGGGGCUCUUCCAGACUGUCAUAGGAGACAUGAAGGGCAGUUACCCCGUCUGGGACGACUUCAUCAGCAAGGCCAGCAAACUACAGUCACAGCUCAGGACGACGGUUGUGGCAGUAGCAGCCUUCCUGGACGCCUUCCAGAAGGUGGCCGACCUGGCAACCAACAGCCGAGGAGGGACAAGGGACAUCGGUUCAGCUCUCACCAGGAUGUGCAUGAGGCACCGCAGCAUCGAAGCCAAACUCCGCCAGUUCUCAAUGGUGUUUCUGGACUGUCUGAUCAACCCUCUACAGGAGCAGAUGGAGGAGUGGAAGCGAGUAGCCAACACUCUGGACAAAGACCACGCCAAGGAGUAUAAGAAGGCCCGUCAGGAGAUCAAGAAGAGAUCUUCAGACACCCUGAAGCUGCAGAAGAAGGCAAAGAAAGCUGAUGUGUUUGGCCGUGGAGACCUCCAGCCUCAGCUGGACAGCGCCAUGCAGGACGUCAGCGAUAAGUACCUGCUGCUGGAGGAGACCGAGAAGCAGGCGGUGAGGAAGGCACUGGUGGAGGAGAGGAGUCGCUUCUGCUGCUUCGUCUCCAUGCUGAGGCCUGUUGUGGAGGAGGAGAUGUCCAUGCUGGGGGAGAUCACUCACCUCCAGACUCUGACGGACGACCUGAAGGCGCUAACUAUGGACCCCCACAAGCUGCCCGCCUCCAGCGAGCAGGUCAUCGUAGACCUGAAGGGCUCAGAGUGCACCUGGUCCUACCAAACUCCGCCCUCGUCGCCGAGCACCACCGUGUCCAGGAAGUCCAGCAUGUGCAGCAGCCUGAACAGCGUGAACAGCAGCGACUCUCGCUCCAGCGGCUCACACUGCCACUCCCCCACCUCCCAUUUCCGCUACCGUGCCUCCUCCUCUUCCUCCUCCUCAGUGCUCCCCCAGCAGACGCCGGCCCGCCUCUCUUCGGUCUCCUCCCACGACUCCGGCUUCAUCUCCCAGGACGCCUUCCAGUCCAAAUCCCCUUCACCCAUGCCUCCGGAGACCUCGCAGUUCUCAAAUGGUUUUGACCAUCACGCUGCCCUCUGUCCGCAUGGAGCGGUACUGCAGGCCCGGGACACCCACCUCCACCCUCCAUACUUCACCUACUCCUCCACCAGCACCACCAUCACUUCUCCCAUCUCCUCGCCCUCCUAUUCGCCCGUUUCUCCCCCAUGGCCAUGGUCUCGUUCAGGCUCCGGCCAAUCAGGAGAGCUCCCGCCGCUCAGCCCCUCGGGGCUCGGAAUGAUCCCGUCGUCCAGAAUCCCAUCCUGGAAGGACUGGGCCAAACCAGGCCCAUAUGACCAGCCAAUGGUCAACACCCUGAAGAGGAGCAAGGAGAGGAGAGAUACUACAGAUCCCAGCAGCCACCAGAGCGCCGAUGUCACUACACCGGGGGAGGAGCCACAAGGAGUUAAAGGAGGCCACUCUGUGAUGUCGCCCAAGGAGGACAGGGAGGCCCACGAGGAGCUGGCCAGAGCGCUGGCCCGAGGCCUCCAGCUGGACAUCCACGGCUCCAGCAGAGACUCGCUGCAGGGCUCCAGUGGCUACAGCAGCCAGACCAACACCCCCUGUUGCUCAGAGGACACCAUCCCCUCACAAGUAUCAGACUGUGACUACUACACUGUUGGGGUGGACCCGGAAGGCGAGCAGCAGUCGUCAGACUUCGAUAAAUCCUCCACCAUCCCCAGAAACAGUGACAUCAGUCAGUCCUACCGCCGCAUGUUUCAGUCCAAGCGCCCUGCUUCCACUGCUGGCCUGCCCUCCAACCCCUCCGCUGUAAUCACCCCCGGAGUUGCCACCAUCCGACGGACACCGUCCUCCAAACCUAACCUGCGGCGACCCUCCGGGGGCCUCAGCCUAGGCCCCAUCCCCAUCAAGCCCCCCAUGAUUCCAGUCAAGACCCCCACUGUGCCUGAACAUCCUGGUUUCCCCAGCAGAGCAGUGUCGGAGGACGGCAACACACCACGGACCCCACUCAGCCCCUCGACCAUCCCUUUGUCACCAUGUAGCGGUGGGCCGUUGUCACCGUUGUCACCAAAGACCCGUCCCUGUGACACCCAGCGCCUGUGCAAGGGGUCCGAUCCUCCAACACCACCGCCGCAGCCCGGUGGGCGGGUGUCAGAGUGGGAGCGCCGGCCUCUCCCAGAGCUCCUGGAGGAGACAGAGUAUGGCGAGGUGGAGGACUUUCUGGUGGCUAUCCGACGAGGCGUCAAGCUCAAGAAGACGACGACUAACGACCGAUCAGCGCCCAAUAUUCACUGAGAGGAGGGUUGGUUUGACCUGAGCCAUUUUGCGUCCCUGGAUGAAUUUCAGUAAAUAUACUCUUGAAGGGGCACAAAAUGGUUCCUGCUAAGUACGUGCCAAUGGGAACUAUGGCAUCAAAUGAAUGCCAAGAAUAAGAGGAAGUUGCCCGGAGACUGUGAUCAAGAAUUGGUUUGGAAAAGUCCCCAAAAAUUGUUGAGGGGAUAUUUCAUUUUGGUGUCACGAGUUAAUUUCAGCAAUGUUAAAUUUUGAUUUAAAAAGGUAACAACUCUGCACCUUCACUGUUUGGCCAAAGAGUAAUUAUUAAUUAAAUGAUGGGUGUUUCAUUUCUGAAACAAACAAAACUGCCUAUAGGAACCGAUGUAGCUCACAGAGUUUACAUAUGCAAAUGCCUUCUCUUAAGUGAUUCAAACUUCUGUGUGUAAAAGCUAGAACUUUGUUUAAAAAUAACAAAUCUGAACCAAAAUGAAAUAUCCAUCCAGAAUAUAAACCUUUUGUUAAGUAUCAGUCAGAAAGUGGAUUUGUUCAGGCCAAGAAUUUCUCCACCGUGCCAAAUUUUGUUGCUUGGGAAAUAAAAAAAAAUAAAUAAAAAAAAACUACCUGAAGCACUUCUCCCUAUAAAAAGAAACCCACAGCCUCUUGGAAGUUAAAAACUAUCAGUAUUGCACUUGAAUAAUCCAAGUUAAGUUCCCCUCAGAGGUUGUGACUGGGAACACCGACGCUGAUCCAUGAUCAUUUCCUCGGGGCAACUUCGGUAUUAGAUGCGAAACGAGAGCGAGAGAGAGAGAG
Xiphias gladius (swordfish) is the source of this 3429-nucleotide messenger RNA. Its product is annotated as protein MTSS 1-like. The coding region runs from base 328 to 2640 and encodes 770 amino acids. The record is from RefSeq and is a predicted model, not a curated record. Gene Ontology annotation, cellular component: actin cytoskeleton; cytoplasmic side of plasma membrane. Gene Ontology annotation, molecular function: actin binding; phospholipid binding. NCBI's taxonomy places the organism in Eukaryota, Metazoa, Chordata, Actinopteri, Istiophoriformes, Xiphiidae. Gene Ontology annotation, biological process: positive regulation of actin filament bundle assembly; plasma membrane organization; adherens junction maintenance. The transcript has 15 exons.